UGUUCUUCACAGUGGGAAGUAGGCUGCAAGUGCUUUCUCGCUCUAAUAUUUUCUACCACCUUAUAUAUAUCAAACACAUUUCAAUUCAAAGACCUUGACUUUAUCUUUAUCGUUCUCUCUCUAUCUCUCUCUCUCCCGUCAAUCACUUUUUUCUUUGCUUUUUUGACUUUAAUUCCUUUACAGCUUUUCUCUUUUCUUGAGAAACCAAACUGGUUUUUUCGAUCUUACUGUCGAGUCAUUUGGAGAAAACCCAUUUGGAAUUUGGGUGGAAAUUUUGGGUGUUAUACUGAGCUUUAGAAAUGGCUGAUCCAAAACCUGAGGAAAUAAUUCAUCCUCCAAUGGACCAACUUCAAGGCCUAGAGUAUUGUAUUGAUUCUAAUCCUUCUUGGGGGGAAGCAAUAGCACUGGGAUUUCAGCACUAUAUUUUGGCACUUGGGACCGCUGUGAUGAUUCCUUCAUUUCUUGUUCCUUUGAUGGGUGGAACUGAUGGUGAUAAAGUGAGAGUAGUGCAGACUCUGCUAUUUGUUGAAGGAAUAAAUACACUGUUACAAACACUGUUCGGAACAAGAUUGCCAACAGUCAUUGGAGGUUCAUGGGCAUUCAUGGUGCCUAUAAUUUCAAUAAUUCACGAUGCAUCCUUGGAAAGAAUCACCGACCCUCACGACAGAUUCGUAAGUACAAUGCGGGCAAUCCAGGGUGCACUCAUAGUAGCGUCAAGUGUUCAGAUUAUUUUGGGUUAUAGUCAGCUGUGGGCAAUCUGUUCCAGAUUUUUCAGUCCACUUGGAACUGCUCCAGUAAUUGCACUUGUGGGCCUUGGUCUACUUGAUAGAGGAUUCCCUGUGGUUGGACGAUGUGUGGAGAUUGGCAUUCCGAUGCUCAUCCUAUUUGUUGCCUUCUCUCAGUACCUGAAGCAUUUCCAAAUGAAACAACUACCAGUAUUGGAGAGAUUUGCUUUUCUCAUCUCAGUUACA
Messenger RNA from Olea europaea var. sylvestris, 971 nucleotides. Its product is annotated as nucleobase-ascorbate transporter 2-like. Gene Ontology annotation, biological process: transmembrane transport. Gene Ontology annotation, cellular component: membrane. Gene Ontology annotation, molecular function: transmembrane transporter activity. The annotation marks the transcript as partial. NCBI's taxonomy places the organism in Eukaryota, Viridiplantae, Streptophyta, Magnoliopsida, Lamiales, Oleaceae. The transcript is spliced from 7 exons. The record is from RefSeq and is a predicted model, not a curated record.